CUUGAUCCAAUCCCAACCUGAAUCCAUAAUUUCUAACCAGGAUGGCUUUCUUGAGCUCGAGGUGCCGAGUCCGGAUCCGUUCACGUUACCCCACCCAAAGCCUUGACCUCCAACACAACCUAACUUAAAUCAAAUCAAUGUUAACAAACCGAAAUAAAGCCUUGCCUCCAUAGACAGCCCAACCCAAAGCACAGCCUUGGAUCAGGCCAGUUCUAGCGAAUCCAGCCCACCGUGCAUGCGCUCGCGUGGCAGCAACGAACGGCGUAUUUCUUUUCCGCCGGCGUUCGGGUCUCACAUUCUCAGCAACGCCGCAAUCUUCAGUCGGUUUUCGUAUUUCCUCUCCAAUCUCCCCAUCGGCUCCAGAUCCAAUCCGAGCACAGGAGCGGAGAAGGAGAAACGAAAAGAAAAGAGAGCGUCCAAUUCUUUUUUUUUUUUUUUUGUCCUUGUGUGAAUCAUGGAACCAAGAAUUGGAGGAUCGGCGGUUCUCCGCUUGGCGCUGGCCCUGGCGGUGGCCUCUCUCUUGGCCUCGCCCACCCGAUCCCUCCACUUCGACCUCCAAUCGGGCAAACCCAAGUGCAUCACCGAGGACAUCAAGCUCCGCGCCAUGGCCGUCGGCAAGUACACCGUCGUCAAACCGGACGGCUCUAGCACACUUCCUGACUCCCACCGCAUCAUCGCCCGGAUUUCGUCGCCCAAUGCGAAUGUCAUCCACUCCGCGGAUAAAGUGGAGUCUGGGAAUUUUGCUUUCAAUGCGAUGGAGGCUGGGGAUUACUUGGCGUGCUUUUGGACGCCUGUCCACAAGCCGCCCGUGACGGUGACGCUCGAUUUGGACUGGAGGACCGGCGUCCCCGCCAAAGACUGGACAAAUAUUGCUAAGAAGGAGCAUCUCGAUGUCAUGCAGCUGGAGUUGUUUAAACUGAGGGAUACCAUUCAGUCAAUCCAUGAUGAGAUGUUCUCUCUUCGUUCAAGGUAAUACAAAUGAUAUUCAACCUAAUCCUAUGUAUAUACUGCAUGAAUAUGGCCUAAUGGUCAUCAGAAUGGCCAAAAUACAGUGAGAGAUUUUAUUGAUUACUGAAGUAGCCUGUGGUAAAAUGUAAGUCCCUUGGGA
Molecule: messenger RNA, 1108 nt
Organism: Elaeis guineensis (African oil palm)
Lineage: Eukaryota; Viridiplantae; Streptophyta; Magnoliopsida; Arecales; Arecaceae
Product: transmembrane emp24 domain-containing protein p24delta9
Source: RefSeq, a predicted model, not a curated record